AGCUUCACACUAGAUGAACAUGAGGGGAAGGAGUGGGGGUGAGAUGGAGAGAAAUACAAUAAAAUGGAGAGAGAUGGGAGGAGUGCCGGAGAGCAGAGGAAGGGAGGGAUAGAGAUGCCGUGGAAGUGCUCGUUAAUUUGAAUUUACUGGAUGCGAAGAGAGGAGCGCAGGCGAGGAAGCCAGCUUAUUGCAGAUGGAGGAGGAAAGAGAUGGACGAGAGAAGAAAAGAAGUCUGAAACAAUUGAGAAGCAUCACUGUUCCACUGUGCCUCUAUUGAUCCGYAGCAGCCAGGUGGUUUUUGUGUGGAGGAAAGAAGCAGGGAAGAAAAAAAAAAAGAACAGAGCGGAGAGCUCUGCACUGCUUUGCUUGUGUGAGAGCUCUCCAGCUGAGCGACACAUCACAGGCGAGACGAGCAUGUUCAGUUUGUAGAGUCUGUGCUGCGAGCAAACAUCCUCUGCUUCUUUCAGCCGCUGCCAGGAGUUAAGUUUCUGCUGUUUCAUGUAGACCUCACGCUGGAUUCAAAGCAUCAGAUGGGAUUGUGUUGAUCCASGAGUCUGGAAACACAAGUCGCUUGAGGAUCAAAUACCAACCCAGAAACCCACCAUUCAUGGGAAAAUAGUUUUGUUUGUUUUGCUCUGGGUCACCUGGAUUGCCUGGRAUCAUGUUGUGGAUUAGGUGAUGAGCCCUGAGGUGGAGCCGAGGAGGGAUGAGGUUCUGGGAGGUGAGAGCUGCCACUGGCCUGUGGCACCUUCCACUGCCUCCACCUCCACCUUCUUCUGACCAUGCAGGUCCUACAGAUCGUUAAGGAACUGGUGUCCCCGUCCAGACACAGGGCAACAGCCAGRUUUGGAGCUUCUGAUACGGAGCAGGAUGCUGCAGUGAAACUGGACCAGGAGCGGGCUGAUAUUGUCGCUAAAUAUGACAAGGGAAAAGAGGCCACCGUUGAGCCCUGGGAGGACACCAACUUCCACCUGUACAAAGUCAUUGACCGCUUCGGAUUUGUCCAUGAGGAUGAACUUCCAUCCUACGACUUGCUGGAGGAGAAGCAAAAACACCUGGAGGUGGAGAGGACCACCAAAUGGCUGAAGAUGCUGAAGAGUUGGGACAAAUACAAGAACAGUGAGAAGCUGUUUCGGAGGAUUUAUAAGGGCAUUCCUUUGCAGCUCCGAGGUGAGGUGUGGUGCUUGCUGCUYGACGUUCCCAAAAUAAAAGAGGAGAAGAAAGAUUUUUAUGAGAAACUGAAAGCUCGAGCCAGAGUGGUGUCACCUGACRUCCGACAGAUYGACCUGGAUGUGAACAGAACUUACAGGGACCACAUCAUGUUCAUGCAUCGCUAUGAUGUUAAGCAGCAGGCACUAUUCCAUGUCCUCACAGCCUACUCUAUGUACAACACGGAGGUGGGUUAUUGUCAGGGCAUGAGUCAAAUCACAGCUCUGCUGCUGAUCUACAUGAAUGAAGAAGACGCCUUCUGGGCUCUGGUCAAACUACUGUCUGGGCAGAAACACGCCAUGCAUGGGUUUUUUGUCCCUGGAUUCCCWAAGUUGAUGCGUUUUCAGGAGCACCACGACAGAAUCUUGAAGAAGAUGAUGCCCAAACUGAAACAGCACCUGGACAACCAGGAGGUGUUUACCAGUCUGUACACCAUGAAGUGGUUCUUCCAGUGCUUCCUGGACAGA
This is a messenger RNA of Austrofundulus limnaeus, 1676 nucleotides long. RefSeq names its product USP6 N-terminal-like protein. Gene Ontology annotation, molecular function: GTPase activator activity; small GTPase binding. The record is from RefSeq and is a predicted model, not a curated record. Gene Ontology annotation, biological process: regulation of GTPase activity. Lineage: Eukaryota; Metazoa; Chordata; Actinopteri; Cyprinodontiformes; Rivulidae.